UCCAACCAACCCGCUCUGCGCUCGCGUCACACACUGGCACCUGCGCGCGCACGCAGACGCACACACACAUACACACACACACACACACACACACACACACAUAAAGAGGUGGCGGCGGCGCUCAGAGCUCCAGAGCGGGCUGGAACGGAUCCCUCAUAUUCCCUUCUUACUUCCAUCUAUUUUUAUAUGCACUAACUCCGCCAUCAUGCUGUGGACAGCGACUCAAGUCUUAAGGAAAUUCUCCACCUCCUCCCAUUACUACCAGAAUAAGCUAAAACUGGCCAUUAUUGGUCAGAGUCUGUUUGGUCAAGAGGUGUACAGUAACCUGAGGAAGCAGGGUCACAAGGUCGUGGGUGUGUUCACAGUUCCUGACAAAGAUGGCAAGGCCGACCCCCUGGCUGUGGCAGCGGAGAAGGACGGGACGCCCGUGUUCAAGUUUCCGAGGUGGCGCGUCAAAGGGAAACCUAUCCCAGACGUGGUGGACGCGUACAAGUCGGUGGGCGCAGAGCUCAACGUCAUGCCCUUCUGCUCCCAGUUUAUCCCCAUGAACGUAAUCGACCAUCCCCAGCACGGCUCCAUCAUCUACCACCCGUCCAUCUUACCGCUGCACAGAGGAGCUUCUGCCAUCAACUGGACUCUUAUUCACGGUGACAAAAAAGCUGGCUUCAGCGUGUUCUGGGCCGACGACGGCCUGGACACGGGCCCCAUCCUGCUGCAGAGGGAAUGCAGCGUAGAGCCCAACGACACGGUGGACAUGCUGUACAACCGCUUCCUCUUCCCAGAGGGCAUCAAAGCCAUGGUGGAGGCAGUGCAGCUCAUUGCUGAUGGAAAGGCCCCUCGAAUCCCCCAGACAGAGGAGGGAGCGAGUUACGAGGGCAUCCAGAAGAAAUCCAACUCCAGGGUGGACUGGGCCCAGCCAGCUGAGGCCAUCCACAACUGGAUCCGUGGCCAUGACAAAGUCCCUGGAGCGUGGACUGUCAUCGACGGUCAGCCUGUGACCCUUUACGGAUCGUCCAUGUUGGGGGGGUCGGUACCAGCCGGUCAGGCCCUGGAAAUCGAGGGGGCUUCCCAACCCGGCCUCAUUACCAAGUCCGGGCUGGUUCUGUACGGAACCGAUGGGAACGCCCUCCUGGUGAAGAAUCUGCAGUUUGAAGACGGAAAGAUGAUUCCUGCUUCCAAAUACUUCUCCUCAGGAGAAAGCUCCAGUGUGGAGCUGACCGAUGACGAGAAGAAGAUGGCUGAGGAAAUCAGGAACAUCUGGAAGGGAAUCCUCAGCAACGUGGGCGCCAUCGAGGAAACGACAGACUUCUUCAAGUCCGGAGCCGCUUCCAUGGACGUUGUUAGGUUAGUGGAGGAGGUCAAGCAGAAGUGUGCAGGCGUCCAGCUGCAAAACGAGGACGUGUACAUGGCCACCACCUUCCACGACUUCAUCCAGCUGUUCGUCCGCAAGCUCCGAGGGGAGGACCAGGAGGAGGAGCUGGUCGUCGACUACGCAACCAGAGAAGUGAACAACAUGACGGUGAACAUGCCGUACCAGUGCUUUAUCGAUGGAAAGUUUGAGGAUGCAGAAAAUGGCAAGAGCUACGACACCAUUAAUCCAACCGAUGGAUCUGUGAUCUGUAAGGUGUCGUAUGCGUCAGUGGCAGACGUGGACCGGGCCGUGGCUGCUGCUAAAGAAGCUUUUGAUUCUGGGCCGUGGGGCAGGAUGAACCCCAGAGACAGAGGAAGUCUGCUCUAUAAGCUUGCUGACCUGAUGGAGGAACACCAGGAGGAGCUGGCCACUAUUGAGUCCAUUGACUCAGGAGCUGUUUACACGCUCGCCCUGAAGACACAUGUGGGCAUGUCCAUACAGACCUUCCGCUACUUUGCAGGCUGGUGUGACAAAAUCCAGGGCAAGACGAUCCCCAUCAACCAAGCCAGACCCAACCGGAAUCUGACCUUCACCAAGAAAGAACCUCUGGGAGUUUGUGCCAUAGUUAUUCCAUGGAACUACCCUCUGAUGAUGCUGGCCUGGAAGAGCGCAGCCUGUCUGGCAGCUGGAAACACACUGGUCCUUAAACCUGCUCAGGUAACUCCUCUGACCGCUCUGAAGUUUGCUGAGCUUUCUGUGGUAGCCGGAAUCCCAAAAGGAGUCAUCAAUAUACUGCCAGGCUCAGGCGGCAUGGUGGGUCAGAGACUCUCCGACCACCCGGACAUCCGCAAGCUGGGCUUCACCGGCUCUACUCCAAUCGGCAAACAGAUCAUGAAGAGCUGUGCGCUUAGCAACCUGAAGAAGGUUUCUCUGGAGCUGGGGGGAAAAUCUCCCCUCAUCAUCUUCAGCGACUGCAACAUGGACAAGGCGGUUCAGAUGGGCAUGAGCUCAGUGUUUUUCAACAAAGGGGAGAACUGCAUUGCUGCUGGACGCCUGUUUGUGGAGGAGUCCAUCCAUGAUGAGUACAUCAGCCGAGUGGUAGAGGAGAUCAAGAAGAUGAAGAUUGGAGACCCUCUGGAUCGCUCCACAGACCACGGUCCCCAAAACCACAAAGCUCAUCUGGACAAACUGCUGGAGUACUGCGAGACAGGAGUGAAGGAGGGAGCCACACUGGUGUAUGGAGGCAAACAAGUCGACAGGCCAGGUUUCUUCAUGGAACCCACUGUGUUCACUGAUGUAGAGGACCACAUGUUCAUUGCUAAAGAAGAGUCCUUCGGUCCUGUCAUGGUCGUGUCCAAAUUCAAAGAUGGCGAUGUGGACGGUGUGCUUCAGAGAGCCAAUGACACAGAGUAUGGCCUGGCCUCAGGCGUGUUCACACAGGACAUCAGCAAAGCCAUGUAUGUCAGCGAGCGACUGGAGGCCGGAACCGUGUUCGUAAACACCUACAACAAGACCGAUGUCGCCUCGCCUUUUGGAGGCUUCAAGCAGUCGGGCUUCGGCAAAGACCUUGGAGAGGACGCCCUCUUGGAAUACCUCAAAACCAAAGCAGUGACUGUUGAGUACUGAGCCACCAGUUUAUUCAUUUACAAUGAACUCUGACUCACUUCCUGAAAGAAAAGGAACUUUUUUCACCUGGACUGUACCAGCAGCUACAGAGAACUCCGUUGUUCUUCUGGGCCACUUGAGCUUUCUUGGAAAUAUUACACAUAUCUUGAACAAAGGGAAGGUUUUUGUUAUUGCUGUUUUAUACAUGUGAACUUGCAUUCAAAGCCUUACAUUGAUGCCACCCCACCUACGGGAAGCAAAGCUUUGGUUGACGGUGUUUGCAAAAUUGAGGUUCUUCAGGGUUAAGCAAUGGAGAAAGAAGAAAAUACUGUGAGCUUAAAGACAUCACUCCUUACAAUGUUUGGUCUUUCUCAGCAUCAUGAACUUGUCAAGCUGCCUUCAGUUUUCCCAUUGUACUGUUUCUUGACCCUAUUUCAAGAUACAUCCAUUCCAAAGCCUGCUACUGGAAUGAGAAGGAGAGUACUCAUUUCAGUAGCAGUUCACACGGGAAGAUUUUUAUGCUGAUUUUUGUCCCAAUUUCCCCCUUCUGACAAUCUUAAGUACUACCUGAUUAAUAAGAGGUAUUCCUACCUGGUGUGGUGUGCUAAGAGUGAAUGGAGUCCAUUUGGAAGGAUGUUGGAAUCGCUCCAAACUAAAACCGGGAAUAUUCAACAUGUUGGAUUUUCUUGGCCUGAUGUCGCAAAGCUGUGUGUGAUAUUCCCUGAGGACAAACAACGGCCAGCACUGUCUUCAGUAACUCUGAAGAAUCUAAAUUAAUGAGUUACAGCAACAUUUAAUUUCCCUUGGGAUUAAUAAAGUAUUUUUGAAUUUGAAACCAGAACGCAGCCUGUUGAAUAUGACAUGAAACCACUCAGAAUGCGAGGCUACAGAAACUUGGAAUCCUAAAUAAAGAAGACAAAUCCAGAAAGACCAGUGGAUGUCAGAAAUGACAUUUUUUGCAUAUUUUUUAAGCAUAAUCCAUCGCCGUUGCUUCUUCCCAGUCAGCCAUGUUUGUUUACUCUGAAUUCAUGUUUGGUCUCGUACGAGAUUUCCCGUCUGACAUCUGAAUGUUGUUGAGUGAAAUCAGUUCAUGUGUGGUGUGUUGCUCCUGCUCCUGCAGUGUGUGUGGCUCGACAUCACACACACUGUACAGCCAAACCUGUUAUACCUGAGAGAAGGAAGUCGACACUACUGGGGUUUGCGAUAGUCUUAAUUUUGGUCCCAGUAAUGGGCCAUAGUGUUUAAGGAAGCCUUUGAGCUGUUGUGUGUUAUAGCAGAAACUGCACAGUUCUUCACUCUUGGACAAAGUGAAUGUUUUUAUGAUCCAGUGUGUCUGUAUGCAUUUUUAGUCAAAUACAGCCAAUUCUACAUUGAGUUGAACUAAGCAAACUUGCCACGUAGGGAAGUCUCAAGUUAUUUAACUAUAAUCAUUUGUCCAUAGUUCUGUGAAAUAAACUCCGUCUUCACAGUAGUAUUGUGAUUGUGUCCAACUGAACUCACUCUCCAAUGCUGUUCCUGAUGCCUUCAGUUUUUCUUGACGACAUAUAUUUGGUCCAAAAUGGAGUUAAAGUCAGUGACUUAACAUAAAAUUGAAGGACUACCAUUUGAGCUGCUCUCUGCGCAGCUCUCCCCCGCAAAAUCUGCAGCCUCAACUUAGCAUUUCGGAAGACACAGCACCCGGUACAGUCUCUCUUUCACUGUGAAUGUCAAUGCAAAGCAUGACAUUUCUAGAUUCAUCAGAUCAACAGAAUAACGACUGUGGUUAUUUAUGUUUUCUUAAUGGCUUGCGUUGCCCCUUGACAGAAUGCCGCCAUGGGCAGUGAGCCGUCUCCCAACUCAAACACCACCCUCUUUAAAUUCUAGGGCUUAGAGGGUGUGCCUAGUUUUUUAUUUUCAAACUUUCAUUUUGGCUUCAUUGGUUAAUAACUAGGGUAAUGAAAUUUAAAACCUGGCAAAGACCAAAUCGUUGAUACAUUGAUACAGGAGCUACUUGUAUUGUUCCUGUGGUGAUGGUGUUAGGAGUAACAAGUAGAAAGGGAGUGGCUAGUUUAUCUCUGUCUAUCUACUGUCACAGUUUAGUUAUUUUCAAAUGUCAAGAUUAUUUUAUUGAUCCCUGCAGAAAAAUUAUUUUGUCCAAUUAACACAAAAUACAGUAAAAACAAAGUAAAAUGUACCAUAGUGUACAGUCACCCAAACUACCAGGUGUGCAACAUGCCACAGACAGUACAAUACACUCAGCCAGGCUCUUAGCCUAACUGACUGUUGGUGUUAUGUAUUUUGAUGGUGUGGGGAUAAAUGACCUCCUGAGGAUCUCAGUCCUGCAGCCCAAUGACUGGAACCUUUAGCUAUAGCAGCUCUUUAGCUCAGCCAGGACGGAGCGGAAAGGGGCAACCGUUACUGAUCGGGUUGCUCUGUGCCAUCCUCUAGUAGACCCUCUCAAAAACAGUCCCAACAGGAUAAAACCAGAGCUUGUCCUGACAUUUCCUGUUCUUCUUUCAACUAGUCACCACAGCAAACGAGAUCUUUCUAAUGUGGGGGACACUGGUCAUCACAUAAAUCUCCUGUUUCCUAUUUGUUCCAUCAAACACCAUCCAGAUGUAAAAAAAAUUCUCUUUUUCAAAAUUAUAUGUUUUUGACUAUUUCUUACAAAAUAAAGAUAUUUUAAUGUUUCAUGUUUUCACACUUCACUGUAUUCAUCACCGUAAUGCCAUAUAGAUGUUUUAUCCAUUACUAAUUUCACAAAGUGAAGAACGUUUUCUACUGUGAAAGGCAGUAAGGGAGUGUUUUCUUACUUUAAGGAAAAUGUGACGCUGUCCACUGAAUAAACAGUAACCGAGUG
Molecule: messenger RNA, 5795 nt
Organism: Poecilia reticulata (guppy)
Lineage: Eukaryota; Metazoa; Chordata; Actinopteri; Cyprinodontiformes; Poeciliidae
Gene: aldh1l2
Product: aldehyde dehydrogenase 1 family, member L2
Biological process (GO): one-carbon metabolic process; 10-formyltetrahydrofolate catabolic process; biosynthetic process
Cellular component (GO): cytoplasm
Molecular function (GO): oxidoreductase activity, acting on the aldehyde or oxo group of donors, NAD or NADP as acceptor; formyltetrahydrofolate dehydrogenase activity
Source: RefSeq, a predicted model, not a curated record